Molecule: messenger RNA, 2280 nt
Organism: Siniperca chuatsi (mandarin fish)
Lineage: Eukaryota; Metazoa; Chordata; Actinopteri; Centrarchiformes; Sinipercidae
Gene: c2cd4a
Product: C2 calcium dependent domain containing 4A
Exons: 2
Coding region: 456-1799 (447 amino acids)
Source: RefSeq, a predicted model, not a curated record
ACACACCAUCUAAUUUAAAUAAAUGGAAAAACAAACAUGUGAAUUAAAAGCCUGCCAUUUGUUUAAAAAUAGUUGUUCACUCAAAGUAGUAAGCUUAUCUUGCUAAACAGUACAGCGGGCUACUACAGGGGAAAUUGAGAUCUGUUGUGGUUUGGAUAUUUCCAUGGGAACCAGUGGCUAUGGAGAGAGGGAGGAUCCUGUUCGAGCAGCACAGGGGGUGUGUGUUGGAUUCAGUGGUUUCCUGCUUCAUUUAAACUUCUUCAUCUCUCUAACAGCCACAGAUGUGCUGGUCUUGACAAGAGAGAACCUUCAUCUGCUAUCAAGAGAGGCUUAGGGAUCUCUUACAACAGCCUGAACUUUAAGGUGGAGCUAUCAGUCCAUCCUGUUCAGGACAACCUUGUGGAUUAUCCAUAUCUUCAGAAUAUAAGAGUUUGCUCACUUCUACCAGAGGACCCAUGUGGGUGGUGGAGAAGAUCCGCGUGUCAGUGGAGAGAUCUAACCUGCCUAUCCCAUCAGCAGAACUCAGUCUUAAAAUUGGUGACAUCAUGUUUGGAGAAAAAGGUGACAAACCCAAAAGGAUUUCCCUCUGUCCUAAUGUCAUCACCCCUGACAACAUCCCAGAGUUCUGCAUCCCCCCAACAAUCCCAUCCCUGCAGGAGAUGAAGAAUACAGAGCAGAGCCGAGCUGCUCGCAUUAUCAAGGUGUAUCCCUGUGAGAGGGCUAGCCCUGAAAUAGAGGUGACGUGCCACGAGCCCAUCAACCCACACAUUAUCCAAGUGGAGAGUGUGGAUGAGAGCCCCUACGAUGGUUGCAGUGAUGAGGAGACCACCAAUGCAGAUCCCCAGAGCCAGGCUGCCUUAUCCCUUCCACACCUGGCCAAAGCUCAGACCUGCUAUGGCUUUUGCACCUUACUGGAGAGCCCCCACACCAGGAGGAAGGAGUCGCUCUUCCAUUCUGAUCCUGGCUCUUCUCCCCUACUGCUGCCCAGGAGUCGAUCCAGCAUGUGCUCCAAAGUCUCCCCCUCCACCUCGUCCUCCUCUCGUUCCUCAUUCAGCCUUAAUACCGUGACCUCCAGGCUUUCCCCAAGAGGAUACACCCUAAACUGGCAGGCCACUCUGGAUAGCGAUACAACUUCCUCUACUGAAUCCUCUCCUUUCAGCUCGCCACUGCUGACCAGGUGCCCUGCCAAGUCUUCCCUCUUCAAAGCACUGAGCCAUGAACUGCUGUUGUCAAGGAACAUGAGGAAGGCUAUGGUAUCCAGGAACAAUUCCCUGUCCACAGAUGAAGGCAGCUCCACAGACAAUAGCCCCAAUGUCAUGAGGAGGGCAUCAGAGGGGUUAGUUGAAGGCCUGCCCAGCAGCUACAGCCUGGCGCCACCCACCAUCUUCCCCAUGGACUUGACUCUGCACAGAGAGAGAGUAAUGAAGGAAAGAAUGGUACCCAUAGGGAAAGAUGGGAGCUUGAGACUCUCAGCAGAGUACUGCCCGGAUAACCAAAGACUACGGGUUCGACUGAUCAGUGCUGAGGGCCUCUAUCCUCUCUCUGUAGACCCGAAGAUUAUCAACUGCAGUGUUAGCCUCUCUCUGGUUCCUGGAAAAGUCCAGAAGCAACGCAGCACAGUCAUCAGAAAGAGCCGUAAUCCAAUCUUCAAUGAGGAUUUCUUCUUUGAUAGUAUCUCAGAGAAACACCUCAGCCAGCAGUCCCUUCGCUUUAAAGUAGUGAACAAAAUGUCCACCCUGAAAAGAGACUAUCUCCUGGGUGACUGUGAUUUGCCUCUUUCUAGCAUUGUGACAUUAUAAACCUAAGUACUUCCUUAACUGUAUAUUUAUGACCUGAAUUAUUUAUUUUCAUUUUUGUAUUGUAAAAUUAGAUUUUAUAAUGAUUAAAUUAUGGACAACACUGAGGUUGUUUGUCUUUAAUACAUUUCAAAUUAAGACCAUGCUAAAAAGUUUCAUUGUAAUAUCAUAAAUUGCGUUUGUGCAGACUGGAACAGUUCACCCAAUUAUAUAUAUAUGCAUUUUCAGAAUGCAAUGCUCAGGAUAAAGUUAAUUUCAGAAAAACAAAUGCACCACAAACAAAAGGUUAAUCCUCACCUUAUAAUUGCUUAAAAACAAACACAAAAAUGUUAAUAUAAUGAUUUACAGCCUUUUUAUUCCUUGCUGUAUUAAUGUGGCUGCAGCAUCAGCUGGUGUGAGAUAACCACUGUCACGUAUUUCUCCUAAGCCUGUUGUUUUCUUCCUGACCUUUCCAAUGAUUAAAAAUAUCACUAGAAACCAGAAA